Annulohypoxylon truncatum is the source of this 1944-nucleotide messenger RNA. Its product is annotated as eukaryotic translation initiation factor 3 subunit 3. NCBI's taxonomy places the organism in Eukaryota, Fungi, Ascomycota, Sordariomycetes, Xylariales, Hypoxylaceae. The coding region runs from base 136 to 1221 and encodes 361 amino acids. The transcript is spliced from 3 exons. Gene Ontology annotation, cellular component: cytosol; eukaryotic 43S preinitiation complex; eukaryotic translation initiation factor 3 complex. The record is from RefSeq and is a predicted model, not a curated record. Gene Ontology annotation, molecular function: metallopeptidase activity; protein binding; translation initiation factor activity.
ACUAAAACCACAAAAUCUUGACAAGAUUCGUAGCUUCGUCACCUUCAACAACCGGACUUUAUCUUCCUCUCUACCACAACCAACACCUACAGGACGCAAAAAAGUCAAGCGCUCAAUAAUUAUUCUUUUGCGACCAUGGCAGAUUCUACAAAAGAUGUGCCGUUUAAGACGGUUCAGGUCGAAGCACUGGUUGUGAUGAAAAUAGUCAAGCACUGCUCAAACAGCUUCCCCACAGCCGCUACAGGAUCUAUUGUUGGCAUGGAUAAAGAUGGCGUUCUCGAGAUUACCAACACUUUUCCCUUCCCCACCGUCGAUGUCGCAAACGUCGACAGCGGCCACCAGAACGACGCAUCCGCCCUCGCUGCUGCCGCCCCACGCGCCAAGGCGAACAUUGUCUACCAGAACGAGAUGAUUCGACACCUUAAGGAGGUCAACGUCGAUGCCAACAAUGUCGGUUGGUAUACGAGCGCCACCAUGGGUAACUUUGUGAACUCCAGCUUCAUCGAGAAUCAGUAUCACUACCAGCGUGAGAACGACCGGACGGUGGCACUUGUACACGACGUUAGCCGAAGUUCCCAGGGUGCGUUGAGCCUUCGCGCAUUCAAGUUGACGCGAAAUUUCAUGACUGCCUUCAAGGAGGGAAAAUUCACGACCGAGAGUCUACAAAAGUCGAAGCUCUCGUUCAAGGACGUCCUCGUCGAGUUCCCGGUCAAUGUUCACAACUCGCAUCUUUUAACCUCCUACCUCCACCAACUACCCUCUACUCCCACAGAAGCGGACUUAGCCAUGCCGACGUCACUCUCUGACCUUCAACGCGACCCCAUUAAGAUGCCUCUUUACCCAUCGACCGACAUCCUUGACUUGUCCAUAGAUCCCUUCCUUGAGAAGACGUGCGAUCUUCUCCUUGACAGCAUCGAGUCCCAUUAUACCGAGCUCAACAACCAUCAAUACUACCAGCGACAGCUGGCUCGAGAACAGGCCAAGAUCACGGCAUGGCAAACGAAACGUAAGGCAGAAAAUGCAGCGCGAGUUGCUGCUAAGCAACAGCCACUUCCCGAAGAUGAAUGGCAACGAGUCUUCAAACUUCCCCAGGAGCCCAGCCGACUUGAAGGCAUGUUGAACGCCAAGCAAGUUGAGCAGUACAGCAAGCAAAUAGAUGGGUUCACGGCCAAUGUUAGCGCCAAGAUGUUCGCCGUUAGGGGAAACCUCUUGCCGGAGUAAGAUUUGCGAAGGGUAAAAAAGGGGGUUAUGAAAACGGAUGCAUGUGGCCUGGCGUCUGGUGGCGUUCUAGGAUUUCUAAGGGUCUGUAGAGCUAAUUAUAUCGAGUUUUACUGAUUCUAUGCCUGGCUUGUCGCCGGUCAGGGUUCAUACGGAAAAUCAAUCGGCCCAAGCAAGUAAAAAAGUGGUUGUUUCAGAUCAUGAUUCACUUACAUAUAAGCCCCCAUGAGAACACUGCCAUCAAAACCUGAGGCGUCUAGAGCGAGACAGUCUACAUUUGUAGUCAAACGAUGGCAUACAUACGGAGGCAGGUAUGUAUACGUAUAUAGGUUUUCUUGAGGUAUGCAAUACCUAAAUAUCUACCAAGGUAUACGCGUGUGGAGGUAUUGAUGUACCUACCUAUAUGAGCAAUGUGUAUAAAAGUAGCAGGUGGUUUUUCCCGGAAGAGGUACCUUGACGGCCUCACCUUGAUAUUCCUUUCGUGUCAGGAGUUAUCUAAGCGCUCUAAAGAAUGACAGAGGCCGAUGCGCUUCAGACACGAUUGACCUAUUAAAAGCUUGUAUGGGGCGAGGACGGCGUAAUAUGAGAAAUAAUCCGCUGCUCACGGAGUUACUGACUUCCCAACAGUAGACGAAAAAGAUUUGCCGAGUGGAUAGAGGAAACGGGAUGAGGGGCAUUUUUCAGGGACCAAAUCCUCUACUCCGAAAGUGGCUAGCUUCAGCUUAC